AAGCCGCGCCAAUGAAAGAGCGAGGUCGCCAGUGGGCGGGACUUCCGGGGUCACCCGCCCCACCUGGAUGAAAGUCACCUGGGGGGGGGUGGGGGCCGGCAGCACGCCAACUCGCCAACUCGCCAACUCGAGACGCCCGUGCGGGAGCGCGACUUCGUUUCGCCCCCGAACGACCGAGAAGCGCUUUUCAUUCGGCGACAAUUUGAUCGCUGGCUGCACUUUCGCCGGACCUUCCCAUUGGAAUUGGCUUGAUUCGGUCUCUUUCGGAGAACAUUUAUAUAUCUGUCAAUUCUUUUUAUCAUUGUUGUCGUUGCGGUUGUUUAUUUUCGCCAUUGUGCCUUUCUCGAGCAUUUUUGUCUUCCGCCUGCAGGACGAACAUGCAACUGCGCAGGAUUGUAUUUUUGUCUCUGCUCUGUCUCCAUCCCUUCGCUGCCAUCCGCGCAUCAGAAAGCCGGUUGCUCGAUCGCGCCAGCCUUUUCCUUGCAACGCGUCGUGCGGACUCUAUGAUGAUGCUGAAAUGCAGUCGCAGUGGUCAUUUGGCGUGGAUGAAUUGUUUCAUCCGAGCAUGCGCGUCGGUCGCGCGGGAUUUCAAAUGUGCCAAACUGGAGAAGAACAAAUCUGGGCUUCUCUCGGCACGAUAUGUAAACGAAAGCCUUAUUGGCGUUUCGGCGACAUUGUGUUCGACUUCUUGUUUUUAGGUCGCGUGGGAGACGAGCGCGCCAAAGGUCAGACCUCGCCACCGCCCCCCGUUUCCCCCGCCGAGGUCAAAUCCCGGCGGGCCUCCGAGGGCUCCCCCGAUCGCUUUGCCCGGUCUCGCUCUCCGAACGACGGGGACCGUAAACACCGCGACGCCAACGCCGUCGUGCCCUUCAUCGGCCUCACCGACACCGCCGAACAGAGCCGAAGCUGCUGUAAGAACGGAGGGACCUGCAUUCUGGGCAGCUUCUGCGCGUGUCCUCCCUUCUUUAUCGGUCGGAGCUGUGAGUACAACCAGCGCAUCAGGCACUGCGGUCUGAUCCCGCACGGCGAAUGGGUGCGCAAGGGCUGCUCGUACUGCCGUUGUGGUUACGGUUUUCUGCACUGCUUCCCUCGCGUCUUCCACAAAGACUGUGAAGACUCCGAGGAGGUGCAGUGGUCUCAUUCGUCCGCCGUUAGGACACUUCAGAACAGCUGCGUGCUCAGUCUGGCGCUGCUUCUACCACGCUAUCUCUUCCUGUGAUACAUAUACUGUAUAUUUUGAAACGAGGCAUCUCCAAAGCUAUUCUGAGCUUCAAAUGUGUUUAUAAAAAAAAAAAAAAAAAAAGUAUUUAUUUUAUUCAAGUGAAAUGUUUUACCAACCGAAGAUAAAAAUAGCUCUGGGGCAACAAAUGGAAGCCAGACGAACCCUGACGGGGACCCGUUGGAAAAGUUCAGCAACUGCUCGCCUUUAUGGCCGAAAGAAACUUCAGACAUUUGCAAAAAGACGCUCGCUGAUGCUGACAGCCUUUUUUGUCAGCAGCUAACGCCUUUGUAAUGACAUCAAACGAGAAACAUCAUGUUACGAAUGACUUCCGAGUUUCCUUUGUGAACUCAAAUGAGUUAUUUACGUGUAUCCAACCACAUUUGUGCGCGUUUAUCUGUCUCGGGGACAGCUGUACAUAAAAUUCGACACUUUUUUGCAUCUUUAUUUUUAGGCCACUUUUUUUUUUUUUUUUUUUUUUCCCCUUGUUUUGAACUUUGUGUCUUCUGUCUGUUUGCACAAGUGAUGAGUUGAUGUGACACUUGAGGAUACCAGGGUAUAAACCUGUAUGCGCUGUUUAUUAAACUUGUUACAAAAAUGUGUAUUGUGUGUAUAUAUACAUAUGUAUAUAUACUGUAAAUGUUUGUACACUGUAUAUGCACACAUUUUCUUUACAUUGUGCCAAACGGCAUCCACAUGCUCUCGUAUGCGAGAAGAUGCAGAAUUGAUGACAUUGACUCAAAAGUUCCCAUAACACAUACGAUGUCGUUUUCUAAGUGUUAAAACAGGAACAUCUUGAAUAAUAUUAUCGUUAUUAUUAUUUUGAAAUGACUCUAGCCUUAUUUUGCAGCAUUCUUGUCGUCGCGAGAGUCCGAAAAUAUCCGUUCACGAAUAAAAAGAGAUGG
Molecule: messenger RNA, 2124 nt
Organism: Phycodurus eques (leafy seadragon)
Lineage: Eukaryota; Metazoa; Chordata; Actinopteri; Syngnathiformes; Syngnathidae
Gene: tdgf1
Product: teratocarcinoma-derived growth factor 1
Exons: 6
Coding region: 68-1219 (383 amino acids)
Source: RefSeq, a predicted model, not a curated record